UCACUGGUACUGAGCACCGACUGUGAGUGUCCGGACAAUAACAAGCUGCACAGAUGACUUCCUCCGUUCUCCCGGUAUUCCAAGACGGUCCUUCGUCGACCGACCGUCGAGAGACGACGCACGGCUUGAAAUUGUCGAUUAGCAACAGCUUGACGAAUGGAACUUUGGAACUUGAUGCGUAAAGUAUCUGCAAAAUUACAAAUGUGCCUUCAAUACCCUAACCAUUAAGCGAGGAAGUAUCAAAAUGAAUAUGGCAGAGAGCGAGGAUGCUGGUAAGGGCUGGCAUGAGUGUGCCAGCUGGUUGACCAGAUGUGGCGCACUGCGAGCGGAUCACAAGGCCAACUGGCCACAGGCGAUCGCAUUUGACCUGGCCUAUACAUUACGGGAUGGUGUAUUGCUGUGCAAUCUACUCAACAUUGUGGAUCCUGGAUGCAUCGACAUGAAGGAUGUGAAUCAGAAGCCACAAAUGGCGCAGUUCCUGUGCUUGCGUAACAUAAAGGUGUUUUUGUCAGUAUGCUCUAGUGUCUUUGGCCUCUCCGACUCGGAGCUCUUUGAGCCGUUUAUGCUGUUUGACCUAUCUAACUUCCAUCGCGUCCUCUGCACACUCUCUGCCUUGUCCAAUUGUCCACGACUGAGGCGAAAGGGUAUACCUGGAUUCUUUGUUGGUCAUGGAAGAUCACAAGAGGAUAUUUAUAAGGAUUUACAAAGUGCUGGUGCAGGUCGCGAAGAUGAGGGCCGCCGCAGAAGGUUUAGGAGACGGGAGGGCAACGAGACAGGCGGCGGGGGGGAUAAUGAGGAUCCGGUUGGUGAGGAGGACGGGUACGGAGCUUUUUGCAGCCAUGCACAAAGUGAGGAGAUCUACCAGGACCUCUGUAGUCUACAUUUACCGCCUCCUCCGUCAGUUGCGCAGAGCAGUGCCAUUUCUGGAGGUGAAAAAAGGGAUUACGUAAUCCAAGAACUCGUGGAGACCGAGCGAAAUUACACAGAGGUUCUUAGUAGCCUACUCAGACACUUCGCUCGACCGUUAUCUUCGAUACUUCGACCCGAGGAUUCCGCCCGCAUCUUUUUCGGUAUUAAAGAGCUCUCAGAGAUUCACGUGGGCUUUCAUAGUCAGCUACGUAAGGCGCGAAACGGCGCUGCACUCGCCCAAGUCUUCCUGGACUGGCGAGAGAAGUUCCUCAUUUACGGCGAUUACUGCGCAAAUCUCACCCUUGCACAAAAUACUCUACAGGAAGCCUGCGCACGUAAUGAAGUAGUCAAUCAAGAAGUUAUUAGGUGCCAACAAGAAGCUAACAAUGGUAAAUUUAAGCUGCGCGACAUACUAUCUGUGCCAAUGCAAAGGGUACUCAAGUAUCACCUGUUGUUGGAUAAGCUGGUAGAGGAAACUCCUCGCGAGUGGGUAGAAGACUGCCAUGCGUUGGCGAAAGCGAGAGAAGUUAUGGUCGAUGUCGCUCAGUAUAUAAACGAAGUGAAACGCGAUUCCGACACACUGGACAUCAUAAAGGACAUUCAAGCAUCGAUAAUCGACUGGGAUAUGCCUGAGGAUGCGCAACUGAAGGAUUUCGGCCGCUUACUUCGUGACGGCGAACUUAAGGUGAAAGCUCAUGGUGACCAGCGGAUAAAGGCCCGUUAUGCAUUUGUAUUCGAGCAAGUAGUAUUGAUUUGCAAAGCUGGCAGAGGAGAUCAAUAUUGUUACCGAGAAACUCUACGAUUAGACGAUUACAGACUGGAAGAUCACAUAGGACGACGAACUUUGGGUAGAGAUUCACGUUGGUCCUACCAGUGGAUACUUGUACAUAAGCAGGCAUACACGGCAUACACUUUAUAUGCGAGAACAGAAGAGCAGAAACAAAUAUGGAUGAAGGCGUUACAGGACGCGAUGGAUAAUGUUAAUCCUAUAGCCUGUCGAAAUACCAAUCAUAAAUUAAAGUUGACGACAUUUGACACUCCUAGGAGUUGUCAACGAUGUGGAAAAUUCCUUAAAGGCCGCAUAUUUCAGGGCUACAAGUGCGAGGUGUGUCGUCUUGCCGUGCACAAACAGUGCAUCGCGCACUCGGGUCGUUGUAUGCCCACACCACCAUCGCCAACACCACCACCGCCGCUACCCUGCGAACGUGCGCUUACCAUGAAACUGUGGUUUGUCGGGGAGAUGGGCAGGGAUGCAGCUUCUAACAAACUGGAAUCUCGCGAAGAUGGCACUUACAUGCUGCGCGUUCGUCCAGCUGGUCAACCGCGCCUCAAACAUGAAACCAAUUAUGCUCUUAGUAUUAAAGCGGAAGGGACGGUAAAACAUAUCCGAGUAUUCAAACGCGAUGUGGAUGGCGCGGAUCUGUACUAUCUCAGCGAGUCUCGGUUCUUUAAGAGUGUUGUUGAAUUGGUCGAAUACUACGAACGAGCGUCUCUUUCAGAGAACUUCGAAAAACUGGAUCAACGUCUAUUAUGGCCAUACCGGCGUGUUUUGGCUAAGGCACUAUUUGACUUCCGUGGCUGCGAACGCAAUCAACUGAGCCUACGACGCGGUUGUCGAGUUGUAGUACUGAGCAAGGAGGGUGAUGCCAAAGGAUGGUGGAAGGGUAAAAUAGGUGAUCAAGUAGGAUUCUUUCCUAAAGAAUAUGUGGAGGAGGAAUAAGAUUAUUAAAGACGAAUUAUUAUUAUUAUAUCGUUGCAUAUAAUAUAUCGGAUUUUCAAAUUUUCGGGGUUAGGUGUCUUUUGAUAAUUGAUU
Monomorium pharaonis (pharaoh ant) is the source of this 2722-nucleotide messenger RNA. RefSeq names its product protein vav (gene Vav). Bases 245 to 2629 code for a protein of 794 amino acids. Gene Ontology annotation, biological process: regulation of GTPase activity; cell migration. The transcript has 9 exons. Gene Ontology annotation, molecular function: protein binding; guanyl-nucleotide exchange factor activity. Lineage: Eukaryota; Metazoa; Arthropoda; Insecta; Hymenoptera; Formicidae. Gene Ontology annotation, cellular component: cytoplasm. The record is from RefSeq and is a predicted model, not a curated record.